Molecule: messenger RNA, 2468 nt
Organism: Caenorhabditis sp. 36 PRJEB53466
Lineage: Eukaryota; Metazoa; Nematoda; Chromadorea; Rhabditida; Rhabditidae
Source: the annotation of a GenBank genome assembly
AUGCCUUUCGGAGGAGGAGGAUGGUCGAAAUUCGUUUUGACGGUGCUCUUGACAGGUAUGUUUUCGAGCAAAACAUGCUCCGAAUCAAUCCUUUGCUUGUAAUGGAAAGUUGUCUUUUCUCGCGGGUGGCACUCUGCUCCACUCCCGGCAACUUCUCAUUCAAUUAGUCCCCUCUUCCGGAGGUGGCCCCUUUCAUAAUGGACCCAUUUCCAUUUGCAUUUCCACUCCACUUCCCCUCUUUGUUCUUCCACGUCAUAAGAGAGAGAAAGAGAGAAAGAGUUCAUCAUGCGAAUGCUCUCGAACUAUUCCCCCCCCCCCCUUUCCUUUCAAGAACUUCUGCUCUCCGCCGACCUCAGGCGCCAAUUCCCCUGAGCGCCUUCGUAUGACAAUUUGUGACAAGAACACUGCUUUCUUCCUUCCGUCUCGCAGACAAAGACGUCGCGUGAGUAACCUGAAAUGGAAUGACAAACACACAAAAAGUUAACGAGCGGCCAAAGAGGAGGGGGAAAACGAAGGCAGCGAAAAUGCAUUGCACCGACCGCCGACGGAUUUAUUUUGAUGCCUUUGGCGGGGAUUAGGUAGUGGAAGUGGAGUGGACGGAGGCGAUGGAUGGGCCACAAAAAGUAGUAUGUCGAGAGAGCCGAACGAACAUGUUCUUUAACGAAGAAAGGGUACGGCCGUAUACGGUAGAAGUCGGCAAACUCCAAUUUCCUCAAUUACGACAAAUAAAACGAAUGAAACGGGGCCAGUUAGAGGGUGGUAAUUGGGGAAUCGAAGAAAAAGAGAAGAAAAGAGCCAUCCGGUUUGCAGGAUGUCUCGUAAGCCACGCGUCCGCAGAAGACAUCGACGCAGAGGACCGUCUGAUGGUCGAUCUCUUCCGCGGAUACAAUUCGCUCGUUCAGCCCGUGCGGAACAGAUCCGAACUGCCGAUGAUCGUGAGAAUCGGAAUGCAGCUGGUUCUGUUGAUAAAUGUGGACGAGAAAGAGCAAGUGAUGCAUACUAACGUGUGGUUGACCAUGAAAUGGAAUGACUUCCAACUGAAAUGGGAUCCACGCGAUUACGGUAACAUCACGCAGAUCCGAGUGGCGCCCGAGAAGGUCUGGCUACCCGAUAUUGUCCUUUUCAAUAAGUAAGUACCAAAAAUCUUUCAGCUAAAGCCUAAAGGCGAUUAUUUCAGUGCCGACGGCAACUACGAAGUGUCAUUCAUGUGCAAUGUGCUCAUUCUGAGCACUGGCACUGUUUUGUGGGUUCCUCCGGCCAUUUACAAGAGCAGUUGCAUAAUCGACGUCGAGUUUUUUCCCUUUGACGAUCAACUGUGCAGCCUGACUUUCGGAAGCUGGACGGUGAGAUCCACAAUUUUGCAUGAGAAGUAAGAGUAAUUGUUUUCUGUUGCAGUACAACAAAGAUGAAAUAAAACUGGAUUUUCUCACAUCGGAUCGUGUCGAUUUCUCAGAAUACUCGACCAGUUCCAUCUGGGAUAUGAUGGAUGGACCCGCAGUUUUGACAUCGGACAGGAGCAGGAUCGAAUUCCAAAUCAGAAUUCGGAGGAAGACCCUCUUCUACACAGUCGUGCUCAUUCUGCCGACCGUUCUGAUGGCCUUCCUCAAUGUGACCGUAUUCUAUCUUCCGACCGCAUCCGGAGAGAAAAUGGGUCUGACGAUGAACGUGCUGCUGUCUAUUGUCGUGUUCCUUCUGCUCGUCUCCAAGAUCCUGCCGCCCACGUCUUCUUCCAUCCCGCUGGUUGCCAAGUAUCUUCUGCUCACUUUCGUUCUCAACAUAAUCACGAUCAUGGUGACCACCAUUAUCUGUAACAUUUACUUUCGAAGCCCGAUAACUCAUCGCCUUCCUCCCUGGGUCCGAACCGUCUUUCUCGAUGUGAGUUUCUUCUCUUCCUCAUCAAAUUCUUCAACGGUUUUCUUUUCAGUGGCUGCCUCUCCUUAUGUGUAUGCAAAGGCCUCAUCGAAAGAAUGUUAUUCAAAAAGGUCAUCGCAAACUACUGGAGCAAGGUCCAAGUGUGGAAGAGAAUCCGAUGAGAGCGGGAGAGCAUCAUCCACUGUGCCGACACACUCAUAAUCCCGAUAGCUGCCGAAAAGUGCGAAUCCAAAGUGACGAGUUGGAUGAUGAGCUGUCGCCAGAAGCUCAGAGAGCAAUCGAUGCGAUCGAGUUUAUCACGGAGAACCGCAGAGACGAAGAGAUAACGAAGCAGGUGAGAGAGAGAAAAAGAGAAACUAAUAAAGUUGAUGGUAUUGGAUGGAUUGCAGUUCCGCGACGAUUGGAAGUUCAUUGCGAGCGUCGUCGAUCGCUUCCUCCUCUACGGAUUCUUCGGCGCCACACUCGGCGGAACGAUCGGAAUCGUGUUCUCGGCACCAUCGGUAUUCGAAACAUUUGAUGAGCACGCUCAGCUCAAAAAACUGAAGCAAUUGUACGAUAUGGGUCUGGCGAACGACACCGUUCUCGGUCUUUUCUAA